CUCUGCAUCGCCACAACUUUGUCGACACCUCACUUAUCCUCUCUCACCAUGACACAAAUGCCACCGAUCCGCAACCUCGCUAUCCGCAAAAUUCAAAUUCUCGGAAAAUUCAAACAAACUUGAUUCACAACGAUGGAUCCGGUUUUUCCAAUGACGACGAUGUGCAUCUUGAGGAUACCGACCCAUAGCAUGCAUGCAGAAUACCGCCUGCUAUUCAACGCUUGAGCUGUAGUAAAGGGUUCAAAGGAAAAAAAGAUAUGAAUAAACCGUUGUUCUAGAUCCUAUCCUUGAUUAGGCAAAGCGAAACGCGCUUCGGCCCUUCGUGGCUUGCCCCGAAGAAUAUCGCAAGUAAAGUGGCCCCCACAGUCGCGCGCGCUACAUGGUUGUUGCGCCGCACAAUCGCAUUCAAAUACCGGGGAGGAGGCGCUUCGCAUCGUAUUUCUUCCAGCUCCGCAGCACAUGACAGCGAUUAGCGAGAAUGAGCUCCUAUGAACUGCUUCCUAAAAUCGACCGUAACGAUGAUUUGCUUGACCAAACCGCCGCCGAAACUCCACAAUCUCCGUCAGAGUUUUCCUUGAAGCAGCGCUUCUCAGGCUGGAGGGGAGGGAUUCUUGCCGCAAGCGUUCUCACAGCCUUCGUUUUGCUUCUCAACAUUAUUCUAUCAAUAGUGGCUGCUACUCGUUGGAUCAAGACUGAUGGGAUUGCGACUGCAUUCACUGGUGAUUGCGAUUUGGCAGGCAGAUGGAGCACGGCAUUGCAUUUGAUCAUCAAUUUGCUCAGUAGUGGGCUGCUAGGAGCCUCAAACUACUGUAUGCAACGCCUGGUGGCCCCGACAAGAGAAGAAAUAGACAAGACGCACGCUCAAAAGAGAUGGCUGGAUGUUGGAAUCCCAAGUCUCAGGAACCUGGCAUCUAUCAAUGGACGCCGAGUACUAAUAUGGACACUGUUGGCACUAUCCAGUAUUCCUUUGCACCUUCUAUACAAUUCCGUUGUUUUUGAAACAGUUGGAGCCAACGAUGCAUAUUACUUUGAAAUAACUGAGGACUUCUUCAAAGUGAAGGAUAGUUGGUAUCACAUCAGUCAUGAAAUGAUUAACGACCCCACACCUUUUUACCAAGCCGCAUUGUUGGAUGGCAAGUAUCUUGAUAGAAAUCUGGUCGAGAACAUCACUGCAGAUGAAUGUAAGUCUCGCUAUAGUCAGCAGUUUAUUAGCGCCGGUACAGGCUUCUGCGUUACGUCGCCAGACCCUGACUUUCCCGACACCUCUCUGGUGAAGUAUUUUGAACAUGGGAGCAGCAACAUUCUUGGGAGUUCUACUGGCCCACCCUGCUUCUACUGCUUGUCCUUGAAAUCCCCACCCCAGCGCUGCAGUAUAGAGUUCAGUCAAGCUGUUCUGGCCGUUGUCGUCGUAUGCAAUGCGAUCAAACUGGGGGCUAUGAUCUACAUUCUUUCGCGCCUCGACCAGAAAACAAUUGUCACAAUUGGUGAUGCCAUCCAGUCGUUCCUUGAGACACCUGACCCUACCACGGACAACUGUUGUCUUAUGUCGAGAGGGGAUGUGCGUCGGGUUUUAGGAAAGCAAGAAGCGCGGCAUGGGCAGCGAUUCGAGCAGACAAGAAGACAUCGAUGGAUUUCUGGCUGCAGCAGAAGACGCUGGAUCCUUUCUCUCUUCUUGUACAUAAGCGUGAUCGCCGUGGUCGCCGGCCUCGUUGGUUUCAUGCACCACCGGUGGGAUACAGACUAUUCCAACAGUUUCGGUCGAGUGAAUCCAGACUCCCUAAUCGACAUCGAUCUCCCCUACGCCGAAUCCAUCAUCCCUUACAUUCUUCUCGCCAACACCCCGCAAGCCAUAAUCACCCUCAUAUUCCUCACAUACAACGGCCAAUUUACCGCCAUGCUCACACAACUCGAAUUCUCCAAUUACGCCAUCAAACGCGCCCCCCUCCGCGUAACACUCCCAUCCCCAAGCCAACGCUCAACCUACUUCCUCUCACUCCCAUUCACCUUCAGCAUCCCCUUACUCCUCUCAUCCAUCAUCCUGCACUGGUUGACCUCUCAAUCAAUCUUCCUCGCACGCAUCGCGGUAUUCACUGAACCAAUAGCCGGUCGUGCCCCAUCAGAGGUCAGGGAGCCCAGCACGGCUGUUGGAUACUCGAACACCGCCAUCAUCUGCACUCUUGCCUUGGGGUGUGGGUUUCUCAUUGUUCUUGGGAUAGUUUCUUAUGCGGGGAGUUACCCUGUGGGACUCCCGAUCGGCGGGACGAAUAGCGCGGUCAUCAGUGCCGCCUGCCAUGUAAAGCACGAAGAGCAAGGAGAUGAUGAUAUUGUGAAUCGCCCGCUCCAAUGGGGCGUCACAAUUCCCGCGGACGAGAAUGUAGUUGGUCAUUGUUCGUUUAGUAGUAUGGAAGUUGGUCGGGUUCAGUUAGGGUUUAUGUAUGCUGGGGAUGUGGCUGCGUAG
Messenger RNA from Periconia digitata, 2458 nucleotides. Lineage: Eukaryota; Fungi; Ascomycota; Dothideomycetes; Pleosporales; Periconiaceae. The record is from the annotation of a GenBank genome assembly.